Messenger RNA from Mauremys mutica (yellowpond turtle), 1524 nucleotides. It is a transcript of the gene ERP29, whose product is annotated as endoplasmic reticulum protein 29. Lineage: Eukaryota; Metazoa; Chordata; Testudines; Geoemydidae. The transcript has 3 exons. Gene Ontology annotation, biological process: protein secretion. The record is from RefSeq and is a predicted model, not a curated record. Gene Ontology annotation, cellular component: endoplasmic reticulum lumen; endoplasmic reticulum. Bases 210 to 980 code for a protein of 256 amino acids.
UGUAAUGAGGAGUUUGCUCUGUGGUCCAUGGGCAGCCCCAGCCCGCCCCUUUUCUCGGUUGCUCCGUUCCCCGGGGGCUGAGUUAGCAUUUGGCUCUAGAGCUACAGCUCUUCCGAAGCUUCCCUUCCCCUUUGGGGGGAGCCAGUUACAACGGAUCGGGUCACGUGAACCGCGCAAAGCAAGUCCUCUCCAUCUAGAUCCUUCUCAACAUGGCUUUUGUUAGCAGGGCGGUGUCGGUCUCCUCCCUGCUGCUCUGCUGGCUGUCCUUCGCCUGGGAGAGCAGCAGCGCUUUGCACACCAAGGGCUCCCUACCCCUGGAUGUCAUCACCUUCUACAAGGUGAUUCCAAAGAAUAAGUUUGUCCUGGUGAAAUUUGACACCCAGUAUCCUUAUGGUGAGAAGCAAGAUGAAUUCAAAAAGCUAGCAGAAAGCUCAGCUUCCAGCGAAGAUCUGCUUAUAGCUGAAGUGGGAAUAUCAGAUUAUGGUGAUAAACUGAACACAGUGUUGGGUGAGAAAUACAAGCUGGAUAAGGACAGCUAUCCUAUUUUUUACUUGUUCCAGGAUGGGGACUUUGACAAUCCCUUACCUUACAGUGGCCAAAUAAAAGCCAGUGCUAUUCAGCGUUGGCUGAAGAGUAAAGGCAUCUAUCUGGGAAUGCCAGGCUGCCUACAAGAAUAUGACAUCCUGGCAGGCAAAUUUGUGAGCACCACUAAAGAGUUAGAGCGUCAAGCUCUUCUCAAACAGGGGCAGGACAGUUUAGCAAAAGCCAAGGAAACGGAGAAGAAACGGGCUGAGCAGUACUUGAAAAUCAUGAGUAAAAUCCUGGAGCAAGGAGAGGAGUUUGCUGCUAAUGAAGUUGUCCGGAUCACAAAACUGCUUGAGAAGAACAAAAUGAGUGAUGGGAAGAAGGAGGAGCUCCAGAAAAGCCUAAACAUCCUCGCCUCUUUUCAAAAGAAGAAUAGUGAAAAAGAAGAGCUUUAACUUGCUGGAGAACUUUCUACAAGCUGUGAAAUACUGACACAACGUCCCAUCCAGUUCUCCUUAUGCAAGCAAACUUCCCUUUGACCUCCAGGGAGCAGCAAAAUUCCUUCUAGUGUGCUUGGUGCUUUAGAAAACUCAGAGGAAGGCAUGUUGUCUUUGAAAAAUGACAGUAUUCUGUAGUAGGGAUUCAAACAAUCACCUCUUAAAGUGAAACUGAUUUGUAUUAGUUGAUAAAUACUAUUACACACAGAAAUACAUUAAAAACAGAUUUCAGGUUGCAAAGUCAAACACUCAAAAAUUUUGGAAAUAAUAUAAUUAAGGUUGCCUCUGCAGAACUAUCCCUCCACUGCACUGAAUGGGGGUAGGAGUCCUGUGGAAAAAAUGUGAUCACAUGAUUAAAGACUAUCAUAAUGCACAUGUACAAUAGGGCUGAACUGAGGUUGUACAGUAUCAGAGGGGUAGCCGUGUUAGUCUGGAUCUGUAAAAAGGGUAUUUCCUAACUUUUGAGUAUUUGGCUUUGCAAUCUUAAUAAUCUUUUAAUGUA